This is a messenger RNA of Erythranthe guttata (spotted monkey flower), 1672 nucleotides long. The record is from RefSeq and is a predicted model, not a curated record. NCBI's taxonomy places the organism in Eukaryota, Viridiplantae, Streptophyta, Magnoliopsida, Lamiales, Phrymaceae.
AUGGCUACCAAUAAUAUAGCUCCACGUGUAGCCAUUUUCUUGUUUCUAAGUUGUUCUUCAUUUGCAGGAGCAAAACAUGUCUAUGAAUCUAAGCCUUUCAAUCGUACUGAUUUUCCACCUGGUUUUCUUUUUGGAGCUGCUUCUUCUGCUUAUCAAUUUGAAGGUGCUGCAUUUGAAGGUGGGAAAGGACCUAGUAUUUGGGAUACUUUCACUCAUCAAUUUCCAGGAAAAAUAGCUGAUCGGAGCAAUGGGGACGUCGCUCUUGACUUUUAUCAUCGAUAUAAGGAGGAUAUAAAAUUGAUGAAGUAUUUAGGACUGGAUGUUUUCCGAAUGUCCAUUUCCUGGCCACGAUUAAUACCUCGUGGAAAGCUUAGUAGAGGAGUGAACAAAGAAGGGAUUGCAUUUUACAACAAUGUCAUCAAUGAACUCCUUGCAAAUGGGAUAAAACCAUUUGUGACAAUAUUUCAUUGGGACCUCCCUCAAGCACUAGAGGAUGAAUAUAGAGGCUUCCUAAGUCCACUAAUUGUAGACGAUUAUUUAGAUUUUGCGGAUCUUUGCUUUAAGGAAUUCGGAGACCGUGUUAAGCAUUGGAUCACUUUCAACGAGCCGUUUAUAUUCGUAAGCACGGGCUACGACGGUGGCUUUGCCGGCAGCCUAGCUCCGGGGCGGUGCUCUUCGUGGGGCAAUUGCGCCCAAGGUGACUCGGCAACCGAGCCUUACGUCGCCGGUCACCAUAUACUUAUUAGCCAUGCUGCAACUGUUAAAUUAUACAGGCAAAAAUACAAGGCAGCUCAAAAGGGUGAAAUAGGGAUAACACUAGUGACUCAUUGGUUUGUGCCGUAUUCGAAUAGUAAAUUAGAUGUCAAAGCAGCGCAACGAGCCCUCGAUUUUAUUUAUGGAUGGUUUAUUCAUCCAGUAGUAUACGGGGAAUAUCCGAGAGCAAUGAGACCGAUUACGGGAAGUCGAUUGCCACAGUUUACCAAGGAGCAAAGUUCGUUGCUAAAAGGGUCGUUCGAUUUCCUGGGACUGAAUUAUUAUACUGGGAAUUAUGCAGCACAUAUUCUAACUCGCGACGGAAACGUUAGCAGCACUUCGGAUCGAAUGUCUCGUCUUUCAACUGAAAGAAACGGUGUGCCGAUUGGUCCGCCGACCGGAGUGAGCGUAUUUUUUAGUUACCCGAAAGGACUUCACGAUCUUCUUGUUUACACCAAGGAGAAAUACAACAACCCUCCGAUUUACGUUACGGAAAACGGUCUGGGCGACCAGAACAAUGACACCAUGAAAAACCUCACUCGAGAUCCACAAAGAAUUGAUUUCUACAGUCGUCAUCUCCGUGCUAUUCGCCAAGCCAUUGCUUUGUGUAACAGGGAAGGUGUGAAUGUGAAGGGAUUUAUUGCAUGGUCAUUUUUGGACAAUUUUGAAUGGGGCUCCGGAUUUACCGUACGGUUCGGGCUUGUCUACGUGGACUACUUAAACGGGCUCAAAAGAAUUCCCAAGAAAUCAGCUAUUUGGUUCAAGAAAUGCCUUUCUAGGAAGUAAAUUAAGCCCGAUUUCAAAAUGGGCUUUUUGUAACAAAAACUAUUUUCGAUUUGAGCUGUUUUCACUUUUUAAAUAAAAUUAAUUUCCCUCCCGGUAAUAAAGUUCCGAAAAAGACUUGGAUUUAAAUAUUUUA